AUGCCUGGCCGCAUACAAGAUCGAGUAGCCAUUGUCAGCGGCGGUUCGAGUGGCUUGGGUCGAUCGAUAUGCCUCAAACUGGCUUCAGAAGGCGCAAAAGUCCUGAUCGUCGACCUAUACGAGUCUCCCCGUAACCAGACGAACCAAACAACAGGCAAAGCCGACGACUUCAACAACCGCGUAUCAGAUUCCGAGAGCACGCUGGCCGAACUACAACGACUCUACGGGCCUUCCCACUCCGCUUUCGCGAAAGCAGAUAUCACGCAAGCGUCUGGCGUGGAAGCAGCCAUCGCCACAUGCGUCGAAACAUUCGGCCGCCUGGACAUCUUGUGUUGCAACGCUGGCAUAUCAGUCGAGUCAACGCAUCCACGACCGCUCGGUGUGCACGAAACUAGCGAAUCGGACUUCGACAAGACGAUGGCCAUCAACACCAAAGGCGUCUUUCUCUGCUGCAAAUACGGUCUCACGCAGAUGCUGAAACAGGACAUGCUGCCCGGUGCUAAGGAUCGAGGAUGGAUCGUCAAUACGUCGUCGGUUCAGGGAUUGGCUGCUUACUAUAACACUCCCGCCUAUACAGCAAGCAAGCACGCAGUGGCCGGCCUCACCAAGCAGAUAGCCCUGGACUACGCACCCCAUCGCAUCCACGUCAACUCGAUUUGUCCCGGCUUCCUACGCACGACGAUGACGCAGAAUCUGCAGAACGACCCGAAGCUGCAGGCGGAGAUCGACUCGCGGCAUCCGUUCGGCGGGAUGGGAGACACAGACGAUGUCGCGAAGGCGGUACUCUUCCUUGCGAGCGACGACUGCGGAUGGGUGCAGGGCGUCAACCUGCCGGUCGAUGGGGGUUACAUGGUCAUGUGA
Saxophila tyrrhenica is the source of this 861-nucleotide messenger RNA. RefSeq lists its product as uncharacterized. The record is from RefSeq and is a predicted model, not a curated record. The transcript has 2 exons. The coding region runs from base 1 to 861 and encodes 286 amino acids. Gene Ontology annotation, molecular function: oxidoreductase activity. Lineage: Eukaryota; Fungi; Ascomycota; Dothideomycetes; Mycosphaerellales; Extremaceae.